UUAACGUUUCUGUCGUGACGUCACUAUAUCCUCGCUUGCCAUUGGACGACUGACUUCCGGUGUUUCCUCCACACAGAAUGGAACCGUGGAACAGGAUAAACGUUCUCUUCCCGAGUGCCGUUUAUUGUGUUUGCGUACCUUUCACUCCAAAAACAGAUGUGAUUGUAAGCAACCUGUUGGUGGAAAAUGGCAAAGUCCUCAAAUUGCUUCGAAGUACUUUACUUCAGACGGAAGUGCGAGUGUUGUACGACUUGCUGUACAAUCUGAACAACAGCUCCAGAGGCAACAAGACCUUCCGGGUGAUGAAGCAGGUGGAGCAAUGCAUCAACAGACUGAAAGAUAUGAAGUUGGACGUGGCUCUCCAGGAUCUGUAUGAUGUUUGCCCUAAUAAGAUUCAAAGGAAGUUGAGCAAGAAGGUUGAGGAGUGUGAACUUCCCAGCCAACCCAUGUUGGAGUGGCUCUGUCUCAAAGUGCUGGGAGCGGCACAAUUAAUGAGCUGCACAAUGAAACGCUGCAGCAAAGGUUUUGUCUUGUCAAGGCAGCACAUGAACUUUGAGUUCGUCAUCCUGAAUAUGGUGAUAACCAGCAUGUUCAGUCGUUUCUGGGUGAUUUUCAGAGGGAUCCUGGCCAGUCUGCGCUCUCUCUAUCGGCAGCUCUAUGAUCUCCGUGGCAAAGUAUCCGAGGCUAAGCCCAUGCCCUUCCUCACAGACUUCUGUCUGCCAGCAGACGUGGCUGACUUUCUUGGUCCUUCUGACGCAUCUUUAUUUCCUGCGAAGCACAAAAUCCAAGUUAAAGCUCAGAAGGGGAAAGUUGAAAAACAAAAGCCUCCCAUCAAAACAAACAACUUGGGGCCGACGAGGAAGAUCAGAGAAGACCUCGGCGUUGCAGUGCAAAGAGAACUGGAGUUUGACUCUGACAUUAAACCUAUUCAAACCAUUUUCGGGAACAUAGCAAAGAAAAAGACCCUCCCAAAGGAAAAAAACAAGGCUGAGAAGAAACAGAUGUAUCAGAGACAAUUAAAGCAAGUCUUGACGUUUAAAGACAUGGCCUCUUGUCUAGAAGAAAUGAUCCUGUGGUGCAAGUCCAAGAAAACGAAUAAGCGUGAACGCCUCCUAACCUUCCUAAGGUUGAAGUGCCGUCGGCUGAGAGGACUAGAGGCUGCAGGUUACAAAGUGCAAAAGAAGUUGCAGACAUUCAAACAAGAAGCUUACCAGGCCUUCUGCGGCGUCCCAGGGCCAGCGCGGAAGACCUGCCCGCCUGCUGUGGCUUGCAGAAGACGCGGUCGCCUGAGAACACGUUUGUGGACCCUCAGGAUGCAAUUCAGGUCAUCUGAAAUGAGAAGGCACGUAAAAAGGAAACCAAGGCAGAAGAAAUGUUUGUCAUUGGGACUGUUGAUGCAGGAUGGCGGGUUAAGCGAAAUGGACAAAGCAACCGCAUGCACGGUUGACUCUGUAAAAAAUGACAUCGAUGAUAUAUUUGCUUGUGUAGGUCUGUGAUGGUUUUUCAUGGUGGUGCCGGAAAAAUAUGGAUUCACGUCCAAAUAGUUAUUUUGAAAAAUUCUGACUCAAUUCAUCAUUUUAACAAACAUUUUAUUUUUAGGCCUUAUAUGCCAAAUUAUACAUUAAGCUAAUUGAUUCUGAUUUGACAAUCGGAAUCAAAAUGAAUCAUGAGUUGUAGGAUUCACAUUCCUGGGGCCGUACUUAUCAAGCUUCUUAGAGUGCCAUUUUACACUUAAGUCCUGAGAAUUUGCGAAAUUUAGUCCUACUCUCAAACUUAAGAAUAAAAGCUUUUUAUCAACGUUCUUAAGUCUAAGAAUCACUCCUACUCUCCACGAUAUUUAAGAGACCUUCAGAGGUGUCUUAAGUGGUUAGGAGUUGCCAGCAGGGGAUGGCACUGAGGCGAGAGAGACGUGCGCGAACGUUCAGGGAACGGAACAAUGUUUUUGUUUUUUUGAUGACGAGCAGCUGAUCAAACGGUAUCGUUUAGACAGAGCGGAUAUUAUUUUUGUCACAUAUUUAAUACUUUUCGAUUCCUUGUUGAUUUCUGAAUGUGUCUGCAGUGGGCUAGUAUAUAUAGAGCCACCCACACCAGUUUCAAAUUAGUUGCCUAAUUAAUGAAUUGGAAAGAAAAUGUUAUGACAGUAGCGUAUGUGUGUGGCCGUGAGGUGAGUGACGUCAGUGAGUGUGUGGGCGAUAGAAGAGAGGGAGCGGUAGCGUGAGUGCCGGCGGGGACUAGUUUGUUUUGUAUUAUUUUGUAGUUUAUUGUCAAAAUAUACACUCCCAUUGUCCACUUAAAUAUUUCCAAGAUAUUUCUUUAUUCUUAGACAACGGAUUCCCUUCCGUGAUUGGUCAUUUCUAUGGACACAGAAAUGACGUCACCUAAAAUUCCGUUUACGGCACAUAGUAAUGUCGUAAUUCAGCUCUGAGUGUCCUAAACUUCGCUGAAAGUGUGAGUAAGACGCUUGAUAACUAACUUUUAAGUGCAGCUUUCAGCGAAGAAUUUAUUUACUCUUAAGUCAACUCUUAGCAGACUUCUUAGGAGUAAUUCUAAGAAGCUUGAUAAGUACGGCCCCUGGUUUUUAAUCCAUACGGUUUCUGCGUUGCUUAACCUGUGCAAAAUUGUUGGUAGACUGAGUCUAUCGCAGUUGACUUGGGGUGGUAGAUUGUGUACAAUCUUGAUCACCUGUUAAUCGCAAAGGCACCGUUCACAUUGCAGAUCAAUUUCCAAAGAUUUUCCACAUAUGUGACCUGUAUCAGAAAAGUAGAAUUCCGAAUGUAUUUUAUUUUUUUCAAAUCGGACCCAGGUCUUUUUCAUAUCGCGUAAUCCCGUCUAUGUGUCUCGGAAAGCAGCGAGGCAGCUCACUUCAAUGUUCCACCAGUCCUGUCUCCGACUUCUUACCCACACAUUCUUCAGAACAGACGUCACAGCAAGUGCCUCACAAACCGCCAUAGUCAAAAUUAUUGCCCCCUUUUUUCCCUAAUCCCUUACGGAAAAAUUAUCUGGUCGAAAAUAAUUUGGUUGCACAAAAUUCUUGAUAAUGCCUAAAAUGUGCCAAUCCAAUCCACUUUAUUUCUAUAGCACAUUUACACAACAAGAAUGUUUCCAAAGUGCUGCACAGCCAUGUUAAAAACAAUAUGAAAAACAAAAUUAAAAACGACAUUAAAAACAAUAUCAUGCUACACCAAUGACUGAAUAAAAACAAAGAAUAAAUGAAUAGAAAACCAAUACAGAAACAAUAUAAAAAAUAAAUAUGAUUAAAACGAUUUUAAAGGGUAAAAUCACUGGCACAUUUUUUAAAAAAUGUGCCAGGUCAUAGGUCUUCCAAGAAUUGCGAACUUCAUGGACAUUUUGUUUACAUUAGACACAAAACUAAGUAAAUUACAAUAAUGAAAUAUAUACAAAUUUCAUAAUAUCUGAAUUGGUCAUCAUUGCAUUGUGAAUGUAGCCAAAGAGACAAAUGACCAUCCUUAUAAAGUAAUAUUGCUAUUAUGGCUUUUAAAUUAUUUUCCGUUAAGUUGGAGUCAUUAAUUAAAUCAAAUAUUUUCAUAGCUGAAACAUAAAAACCCUGUUUAUUACCUUCUAAAUGAAAUUUUCCAACAUUAUGAGAGCCCUCUUGUCAUGAAAUAAUACAAUUUAGUUCCUGUUACACUCUUUUCCAAUAUGUUAAUGCUAUAUGAGGCUGAGCCAAUCACUGGCCACGAUACUGAACAGCGCCCGCUGAUUGGUUUGGUUUCAUCUCAUUGCCAUGACUACUGUUUUUAGUCAAUUUUAAAGUUAAAGUACCCAUGAUUGUCACACACACACUAGGUGUGGCGAAUUUAUUCUCUGCAUUUGACCCAUCACCCUUGAUCACCCCCUGGGAGGUGAGGGGAGCAAUGAGCAGCAGCAGUGGUGGCCGCGCCCGGGAAUCAUUUUUGGUGAUUUAACCCCCAAUUCCAACCCUUGAUGCUGAGUGUGCCAUUCGUAAGCCUGAAAAUUCUUAAUUUAGGGCAAAAAUUAUAUUGUAUAUGCUUAAAAAAUCUGCAAUGUGGCGAUUGAAGUACCUACCAUGGUGUCUGGACAUUCAAGUUUAAUGUGCUCUGUGACAGCGCUCAAAAUACACAAGUCUAAAAUCAUUGUUCCCCAAAUGAAUCUGUCACAUAUACACUAUUAUAACAGCAAUUAUCUAUGUAGGGCCACCAAAACACCACAAUUUAACAUGUAGCAUGUUGUUUUAUUAAGAAAAACCUGUAUUGUACUACAAACAAGUACAUUAGUAUUUUUAAGUAUGAGCUAAAAGUUGGAUUCCAUGUUUUUUUUUCAAAACAAAGUCAGGGUGCAUCAUUUCAAAGUGCAUAACUAAUAAAACUUUUUUUUUUUUUUUUUUUUUAAGGGGUUGUAGAAAAAUAUUCUCACUGUAAAGGGCCCGUGGUCCCAAA
Entelurus aequoreus (snake pipefish) is the source of this 4418-nucleotide messenger RNA. RefSeq names its product nucleolus and neural progenitor protein (gene rmp64). Gene Ontology annotation, biological process: positive regulation of Notch signaling pathway. The transcript has 9 exons. The record is from RefSeq and is a predicted model, not a curated record. Lineage: Eukaryota; Metazoa; Chordata; Actinopteri; Syngnathiformes; Syngnathidae. Gene Ontology annotation, cellular component: nucleus. The coding region runs from base 78 to 1496 and encodes 472 amino acids.